UAAUUUCGCUCUUUUUUUUUUUCAGCACACACUCAAAAAACGUCAAAACAUUCCCAUACUACAAAUUGUUCAAGACAAUGGAUUGGAGUAGAAGAUAAGUGUUUCUAUUUUUCUGAAGAUACUAAGAAUUGGACAAGCAGUAAAAUGUUUUGCAGUGCACAGGGAUCAGAACUUGCUCAAAUUGAUACACAGAAAGAAAUGGACUUUUUGAAGAAGCACAUAGGAACAUCUCAGCACUGGAUUGGGUUGAGCAGAAAACAAGGAGAGUCUUGGAAAUGGACAAAUGGCGCCACAUUCAAUGCUUGGUUUGAAAUUGAUGGGAAUGGAUUAUUUGCUUCUGUGAAUGCUGAUGGAGUUUACAGUUCAAGGGGACUUGUUGAUAUCAAGUGGAUUUGCAGCAAACCUAGAUUUUAAUAUAGAAAAAAAAAAACUGGGAAAUGAUAACCAUAGUUUGGGAAUAGACUAGCCCUGGCUGGGUAGCUCAAUGGGUUGGAGCAUUGUCCUGUACACCAAAAGGCUGUGGGAUCCUGCUCAGGAC
This is a messenger RNA of Pipistrellus kuhlii (Kuhl's pipistrelle), 538 nucleotides long. RefSeq names its product C-type lectin domain family 2 member A (gene CLEC2A). The record is from RefSeq and is a predicted model, not a curated record. Lineage: Eukaryota; Metazoa; Chordata; Mammalia; Chiroptera; Vespertilionidae. Bases 145 to 414 code for a protein of 89 amino acids. The transcript is spliced from 3 exons.